Scutellospora calospora is the source of this 880-nucleotide messenger RNA. The record is from the annotation of a GenBank genome assembly. NCBI's taxonomy places the organism in Eukaryota, Fungi, Glomeromycota, Glomeromycetes, Diversisporales, Gigasporaceae.
AUGACAACCCCUAUAACUUUCUUCGAUUUGCCAUCCCUUGAUUCCGAUUAUAAUUUCCCAGUUAUUCAACAACUUAUUAAACAACAGAAUUUUCUCCAGCAACAAAAUCAAGUCGCUGAAGCUGAAAACUCCUUUACUGAUCUUACCUUUCCUUCUUCUCAUCAACGACAAAUUGAGGUUCAACUUGCUUAUUUUAAUCAAGCUUAUAACAACUCUCUUCCAAUUCAACAAACCUAUAUAUAUAACCCAACAGCUUAUCCUUCCCCACCUUUGGAUGCUUCUACCAAUCUUCCUUCUCCUAGGAUUGAUUUUGAAGAUAAUAAUAACGGAUCAAUGAAUUCUUCAGAUAAUUCUAAUUUAACAUCCUCAUCUUCUAAUGGCUUUCAAAUGGAUCGUCGUAUGAAUCUACCGAUUGCACUCCUUCAGCAUGUAAAACUUGAACCUGGUUCUUCAGAAGGAUCAACCGAAACAUGGUCUCGAGUUUCUGUUCCUGAGGCGUCUGGUACGACUCAUUUUCCGUUCGGUUCGUAUUCAACAAAGCCUGUCGAUGAGCGUGCGAUGAGUCCUGUAUUUCAACAACCCAUGAAUUAUUAUGGUCAUCCUCAACAUCCUGUAAAUUUUGGUAACACAAUGCCACCUAUACCUCAGGAUUAUCCGAUGCAGAACCAAAACAGAAACGUUACACAUACUACGCCACUUCAUUUUCAUCAAAACUCAAGCAGACCUCCUCCAGUUCUAUCUCCUCAAACGAUGAUGACUACUUUCAGCUCAAAGACUGUUUCUUCGACUCCUAAAAGAUAUAAAUGUAAUAUAUGUCAAAAGAGGUUUACACGUCCAAGUUCUUUACAAACUCAUACUUAUAGUCAUACUGGAGAAAAAC